UCUUUAAUUAUCCAAAACCAAUCUCUCUCUUUUCCUAUUAUCGUCUUAUCUUCCAUUUUUAUUCUUAGAGAAUAGGUGAUUAAUUCAUCCGGUCGACAUAGGGUAGCUGUCACCUAUUUCAGUUGAUUUCUCUGACCAGGAAUAACCAGAAAUAAUUGAAAAGAAGAACUAAAACUCGCCCAGGAAAAUUAACCACCAUCUACAUUGCGAGACAAGCCAGAAGACAUGUAUUCCAAAUCAUAUCUCCAUUUUACCACUUUGAUGGUGAUUCUGAACAACUCGGUUCUUGGAUUUUAUGUGGAUAAUUCUAUUACAAUAUACAAGUAUCCCAUAUUAAGCGAAUCAAAUAUUCAGUCCCCUAAAAACGUAUCUGAAUCCCUAUCAGAAUCUUUUAUCGAGUUGAUUAGAAAAAUAAUGGAUGUAAAAGUUAAAUUAGACAUCAAGAUGAGAGAUAUGGAAGAACAAGGCAUUGGUUUGAGUCUGAAAGAAAAUAAGACCGAAAAACAAAAGGAUGAAAUAAAAAUGCUAGAGGAGCUACUCAAGCAAAAGGAAAAAUACAUCAACGAAACAGCAGCAGAACUCAGAAAUAAAGAAGAAAAGAUCAAAUUGAGGGAAACCCACGUUCAGGAAAAAGAACAAAGCAUCGAUCAGGCAGAAAAAGAAAUGAAAGUGAAAAAGAGAUCCAUCGAAGAACAAGAAGAACAAGCCAAACGGAGGGAAGAGAAUAUGAUUGCAACACAAAUGGAAAUAGAAAAUCGCAAAAAUCAGUUAAAAACAUUUGAAGCGGAAUUGAAACAGAAACAAGCAGAGAUCGAAUCACAGAAGGAUGAAAUAACUAAACAACUAGAACUAAUCAAGCUAAAGGAAGAAAGUGUCAAUAAAACUAAAUUGCUAAUGGAAUUCAGAGAGACUUCGGUGAAGCGAGGGGAAGAAGCUCUCAAAAAAAAUGAAAUUGAAACAUCUGCAGAAAAAGAACGUAUUAAGAAACGUGGAGAAGACUUGGAUAAAAGAGAGACAGACGUGAAACAAAAAGAAAUUGAAGUCAAAAACAACGAAGAAUCAGUAAAAAAACGAGAGGCAGAUGUAAAUCAAAAGGAAGACAAAAUCAACAAAAAAGAAGCUGAAAACAAAAACAACGAAGAAAUUUUAAAAGAACCGGAGACAGAAGUGAAAGAAAAAGAAGACCCGAUCAACAAAAAAGAAACUGAAGUCAAAAACAAUGAAGAAUCAAAAAAAAAAACGAGAGGCAGAAGUAAAUCAAAAGGAAGACACAAUCAACAAAAAAGAAAUCAAAAGUAAAACCAAUGAAGAAGUUUUGACAGGACGAGAAGCAGAGGUAAAAUAAAAUGAAGACAAUAUCAACAAAAAAGAAGCUGACAACAAAAACAAUGAAGAAUUUUCAAGAAAACGGUGGACAAAAGUUUAGGUACAUAGGUAGCUAAAGUACACAGACAAAAUUAUCGUUUAAUAGAUAUAUCAUUAAUUCAGGAAUUUUAUACCUAUACCUAUACGUACUCUAGAAUAAACAUACUCAAACAUU
This is a messenger RNA of Planococcus citri (citrus mealybug), 1540 nucleotides long. Its product is annotated as golgin subfamily A member 6-like protein 22. The record is from RefSeq and is a predicted model, not a curated record. Lineage: Eukaryota; Metazoa; Arthropoda; Insecta; Hemiptera; Pseudococcidae. Bases 226 to 1299 code for a protein of 357 amino acids. The transcript is spliced from 2 exons.